AAAAGCCACAAGUCACUCGGUCUGAUACACACACGUCCUAUUUCCACAGCUGGUUGUAUCUACUCUUCUAGGAUUACUUGACAUGCCAGCUGCGAACAUGACUGAAACAUGCAAAGUUCAGUCUUGCAGUGUUUGAAACGAGUCGUUUCAGGACAGUCGCGUGUUAUUUUCGGUAAAUCAUGAAUCGGGUAACAUUUCUUUGACUGAUCGCUUGUGAGCUGUAAGUUAGGCCCUUCCGUAAUGCCUCGGACUGUCGUGAGAUCCUGAGCCGAUCAGAGCUGCGCAUCACACCGCUGAAGCAUCAAGGCUGGUCGUUCUCCAGCUAGAGAGAAAGAGACACAUUGAGUUUAUGAAGGAAACAUGCACCCGCCAUCGAAGAGGGAUUUUGUGUCUCUGACUCUGGGCGACAGCGUCGGUUACACGAACGCCAAGCAGUGGCGCCGGCAGUCCUGCUGGAGGAAAUGGAAGCAGCUAUCCAGAUUGCAGCGUAGCCUGAUCCUGUUUACAUUGAUGCUGCUGCUUGUUUGUGGAAUAGCAACAUCUCCCACUCUCAUAGAACACUGGAGAGAUGGGGGAAAUGGCGAGGAUGGAAAACAGACAUUUGUUUUAGACUUGAAAAAUGAGUACAAGGCCAUUCUUCCGGAGAUGCCCUCUGAGAAGAAGGGCUACCGUAGACGUGGACCACCUGUCUUACAAAACCGUUUACAAAGCAAAACGAAUGUGUCUGGUCUUUUGGAGAAAGAAAAUCAUGGACCAAAUCUGAAGAAUGUGGACAAAGGAUCUGAGGGAGAAAAGCCAAUUGUUAGGCAUGGAGAGGUAAUAGACCAAGAAGAAGCCUUUGAAAACAAUGCAGACCCUUCUUUAUUAGCACUUGCUGAGAGCAGGCUUGAGGCUGUAAGGGAAGCAUUUAGACAUGCCUGGAAGGGUUACAAAGACUUCGCCUGGGGUCACGAUGAGCUCAAACCCAUCUCUAAAUCAUAUGGAGAGUGGUUUGGACUUGGGCUUACUCUGAUUGAUGCUCUGGAUACUAUGUGGAUCUUGGGUCUAAAAGAAGAGUUUGCAGAGGCCAGGGAAUGGGUGGCCAAAGAACUGUCCUUCGAUAAGGACGUAGAAGUUAAUCUGUUUGAGAGCACCAUUCGUAUCCUGGGUGGCCUGCUGAGCACUUACCAUCUGACUGGAGACUCAGUGUUCCUGGAUAAAGCUAAAGAUAUUGGCUCUAGACUGAUGCCCGCCUUCAACACACCAUCUAAAAUCCCUUACUCUGAUGUGAAUAUCGGAAAGGGGACGGCACACCCGCCUCGGUGGACCUCAGACAGCACCGUGGCUGAGGUCACAAGCAUUCAGCUUGAGUUCAGAGAGCUCAGCCGACUCACAGGAGACCCCAAAUUCAAGCUGGCAGUGAUGGAGGUGAUGAGACAGGUCCAUAAACUGGAUGGGAAGCAGGAUGGUUUAGUACCAAUGUUCAUCAAUACCAAUAAUGGGCAGUUUACCCAUCAGGGCGUCUACACGCUGGGAGCCAGGGCAGACAGCUACUACGAGUACUUGCUGAAGCAGUGGAUUCAAGGAGGCAAGAAUGAGAAAGAAUUGCUGGAGGACUAUCUGCAGGCUGUGGAGGGGAUAAAGAAGAACCUGCUGAGAAAGACUACUCCUCUAGGCCUCACGUUUGCAGGAGAGUUGACCCAUGGACAGUUGAGUCCCAAAAUGGACCACUUGGUAUGUUUCCUGCCUGGCACACUAGCACUGGGAGCACAUCACGGUCUUCCUGCCGACCACAUGGAGCUGGCAAAACAACUGAUCGAGACUUGUUACCAGAUGUACGUUCAGAUGGAGACGGGUCUGAGCCCAGAGAUAGUUCACUUCAACACGCAUGACGGCAGCACAAAGGAUGUAGAUGUGAAGAUUGCUGACAGGCAUAACCUUCUACGUCCAGAGACUGUGGAGAGCCUCUUCUACUUGUACAGAUUCACCAAGGAUAAGAAGUACCAGCAGUGGGGCUGGGAGAUCUUACAGAACUUCAAUAAAUACACCAGGGUUUCCACCGGAGGUUAUACGUCCAUAAACAACGUUCGCGACCCAGCCUAUCCGAACCCUCGAGACAAAAUGGAGAGCUUCUUUCUGGGUGAGACCCUCAAAUACUUCUACCUGCUGUUUUCAGAAGACCCCAGCCUCAUCAGCCUAGACAAGUAUGUCUUCAACACUGAGGCUCAUCCUCUACCCGUAUUUCCGGACGAAGAGUGAUGGACCCACAGGCAUACACUCAUAACCAAACACACCUCUCUCAGGGCCAUGAGCACACACAGAUCCUACUCUGUCCUUUUGAUAUCUCCUUUUCUACAAUGGGAAUUCUCUUUAUAGUUGAAAUACUUAUAAGAGCCAUGACAAAAUCAAUGUAAUAGUACAAACGAUCAGUCUGUAUGUUUCUGUUAAUGGAAUUUCUGACUGUAACGGUAUUUAUUCUAUAAAGGAUAAUAACAAAGGUUUUCAGCGACCGAUCUUUGUCUGUGCUGCUUGAUUUUAAAGCACACAUCUGUAGUUAUUGUGGAUAGUAGGCAGAUGUGAUCUCUGUAUGAGAGGUACAAAUGAUGCUGUUGCUUGGCUCAUUUAGCCCACUGAAUCAGUGUGUGCAUUUUGCAGUCUUCUCAGCCCACACACAGACAAACAAACAAACAUUCAUACUGUGAAACAUUACAGGGACUGCAAGCACUUUAUGAUGUUUAUAGGGGUUUUCAUGUUUGUAUUUUUAUUAAAGACCUGCUGCUGUUUAUGUUGUUGGGGGUUUAGGGGGUCUUUUAUCAUUAGUUGAUUAUUCACUAUUUUCCUUUGUAAAGUUUUUUUUAUUGUAAUUAAUAGGAUCUUUUUCAGUAACAAAUACAAUAAUAAGACUGCAUUCAGUCAAGUGUAAAUCAUUUAACUUAUGAUUAAGCAAAUCCUUUACGGUAAGAAAAGGAAAAUGCACUGUACAUUCCAAGUUUCUCUGUGCAUUUUACUAUUUUAAAAUUUCUUUUGAUUUGAGAGUAAAACUAAACCUGCUGUGAAGGAUUUGACUGCCAUUCCUGUGUACAUUUUGUGUACAGUGUUUGUUGAAGGGUUUUUUAUUAUUAUUAUUAUUAUAAAUAAAAUAGUUUUCUAGCAGGUGGUUGUAUGAACCUGUAUUCUUAUUCCACACUUAUAUAUUUAGUUUGGUCUUAUGUUAUUAGAUCUUUGUGAUAGAAAUGUAAGUACUGUAAUGGAGUGUUAGUCAAGCACAAUAUUUAAAAAUCAAGAGUCUAUAUUAUGUACUUCUAUCGCUUUUUCAGGGGACCUACAUCAGAUGUGAUUGUCAGUAGUAGUUUUGUAUGCCCUAAUGACAUGUGUAAAAUUGUUUGCUUAACAUAUGGUAGGUAAUUUAAGAGAUUUUAUUAAUUUAGAUAAUUACUUUUUUCUCAAAACUUAAAAGUCUUCACUUUGUCGCAGGAUGUUUGUUCUUCUCUGUUGAUUUUGGGUCAGUUUGGUUGGGCCUGAGCGUAAAUAAAUGCUCUUUUGUGCACAAAAUGUCUUAAGAUAACAAAUAAUAGGUGGGGCAAAUUGUUUUAUUCAUCUGCUAUAUUCCCACUGUGUGUAAAAAUCACAUGUAUUAUGUACAUUUUAUUUGAAAGAUUAAAUCUCACCUUGCCGAAUCUUUAGUUAAGUUUCAGCUAGCCCCAGUUUUGUGUAGGUGGUGUGUACAGUAGCCAUUACAGAUUAUGAUGCUGAUGAUAAAGGGAUGAGCAUACGCUGGUUGGUCAAUGUCGUGUUGUGUGUGAUGUUACGGUUCACGUGUGCCUUUGAAUCAAUGCUGAGCAAUGAUGAGAAAUGUCUAUUUUAAAUCCUGAGAUUUGUUUUUAUCUAAAGCUAUUUUUAUCAUCUCAUGUCUGUUCUAAAGCUAUUUACAACUAAGCUUUUUGUGAAUAAACACUUGUGAUUAUA
Molecule: messenger RNA, 3945 nt
Organism: Paramisgurnus dabryanus
Lineage: Eukaryota; Metazoa; Chordata; Actinopteri; Cypriniformes; Cobitidae
Gene: man1b1b
Product: mannosidase, alpha, class 1B, member 1b
Biological process (GO): carbohydrate metabolic process; mannose trimming involved in glycoprotein ERAD pathway
Cellular component (GO): endoplasmic reticulum; membrane
Molecular function (GO): calcium ion binding; mannosyl-oligosaccharide 1,2-alpha-mannosidase activity
Source: RefSeq, a predicted model, not a curated record